AAAUACCAAAAAUGGAAUGCAAGCCUUCUGCUGAGUCCUCGCAACUGAACUAAGUUGAGAAGCGUCCUCGAAUGACUGCCAUCGUUGCGAAAGCUCUCGCUUCUGCGGACAAUAACACUUACACGUCCUCUUCUCUCUCUAGCUUUCUCUUUCAAACAAACCUUCUCCAAUUUAAACCUACAAUUUCUAUGUUCAUCACGCAUUUCCGCCUGUAAAUUGCAAUUUCUUAGCUUCGUUUAAAAAUUUUAGCUGCAAUAUUAGCGCUUCUCCGAAUUGCGGAGGUGGAGGAUGCGGUUACUACUGCGAAAGCCUGAAAUAACGAAAGUUAGUGAUAGAAUUACUGGAAAUGGAUCAUUACGGAGUAGGCAAGGGUUUAAGACUUGUAAUAGAAGCAUUGUGACCAGCUGUAGAGCGGUGUUGUUGCCGCGAUUCGGCGGUCCCGAUGUUCUCGAGCUCCGUGAUAAUGUUAAUGUUCCUGAUUUGAAGCCUAAUGAGGUUCUCGUCCGCGCUCGCGCCGUCUCUAUUAAUCCGCUCGACACUCGAAUGCGAGCAGGCUAUGGUCGUUCAAUUUUUGAGCCACUCAUGCCCUUGAUUUUGGGCCGUGAUAUUAGUGGUGAAGUUGCAGCUAUAGGAAACUCUGUACGCUCCCUCGGAAUUGGGCAGGAAGUGUUUGGUGCGUUGCACCCAACCGCUGUUAGGGGUACUUACACUGACUACGCCAUUCUUGCAGAAGAUGAACUUGCGCCAAAACCAGCUCCUAUUUCACAUGUGGAAGCAAGUGCAAUUCCUUUUGCAGCUCUGACUGCCUGGCGUGCAUUGAAGAGUACAGCCAGAAUUGCACAGGGGCAAAGAGUACUAGUGGUGGGUGGAGGGGGUGCAGUUGGUCUUUCUGCUAUUCAGCUCGCAGUAGCUGCUGGCUGCCAUGUUUCAACCACUUGUGGAGGUGAAAGUAUUGAUCGUGUUCUGGCAGCUGGUGCUGAGGACGCUGUUGACUAUAACAUGGAGGAUCUUGAAGUAGCAAUUAAAGGCUAUUUUGAUGCUGUUCUGGACACAAUUGGUCUGCCUGAGACUGAAAGAAUAGGGAUAAAUCUUCUAAAGAGGGGAGGACAUUACAUGACACUGCAGGGGGAAGCUGCAUCACUAACUGAUAGGUAUGGAUUAGCUAUUGGCCUCCCAUUGGCAACAGGAAUUUUGUUAAAGAAACAAAUACAGUAUCGAUAUUCUCAUGGAAUAGAAUACUGGUGGACUUACAUGAGGGCUGAUGCUGAAGGUUUAGAGGAAAUCCGCAGGCUAUCUGAGGCUGGAAGGUUGAAAAUACCAGUUGAAAAAACGUUUUCCAUCACACAGGUUAGAGAGGCCCAUCAAGCAAAGGAUAGAAAAGGGCAUGUUCCUGGUAAAAUUGUGCUGGAGCUUGAAAAAUGAAAGGGCUGCAGAAACUGAAAGUGAGUCUACCCGACUUAAUUGCUCUUGCCGUUAUAUGACAGGAAGAUGUGAUUCGAAGAUUGUUGUUCAGAAAUGCAAGUGUGCAUAUGCUAUAUACGACAUUGUGAAUGAUCAUCCGAAGGGAUAUGUAGAUAAUUGGGAUGUUCUUAAUUUUGUAGUUGUUUAGGCGAAACUAAUAAGUAGGCAUGCGAUUGGGUUGCUAAGUUCGUCAUUUACUUUAGAGCUUAAUUUUUAUUUCGCUAAACUCCAAGUUGUCAAUUUGCCCAAGCUCGAACUGGCACCUUCAGCUUCUAAGAAGAAAAAACUUGGUCUUUGGGAUAAAAGAGUUUCACAAGCA
Molecule: messenger RNA, 1780 nt
Organism: Coffea arabica (coffee)
Lineage: Eukaryota; Viridiplantae; Streptophyta; Magnoliopsida; Gentianales; Rubiaceae
Molecular function (GO): oxidoreductase activity
Source: RefSeq, a predicted model, not a curated record